Molecule: messenger RNA, 1239 nt
Organism: Parasteatoda tepidariorum (common house spider)
Lineage: Eukaryota; Metazoa; Arthropoda; Arachnida; Araneae; Theridiidae
Source: RefSeq, a predicted model, not a curated record
ACUCCUCUACUAGCAUUAGAUACAUAAGCAUACAAAGCAUUGAAAUCCUGAGUUAAAUAAGAAUUGUAACGCAAAGUUAUAUGCUUUCGGAAAUGGAGCAACUUUUUCGAGAAUAAGAACUGAUCAUAACCAUGAUCCUUUGACUGAGCGUGUGUUGCACAGAAAGAUUCUGUCAAAUCAUAUUAAAAUGGAAAGUAAAAAAAUUCACGAAAAGCCUGCCAAGCUAAUUUUUUCAGCCAUGGAGACACUGCCAAGUGCUGCUGACGUCCUAACAAGAUGUGAUUUAAAAUUAAUAAGAAAUAACAUUCCUAACUCCAGAUUAUCAGUGUUGCCAAAAAUGCCAAAAGAUUUACUCGAAGCACAAGAUGUCCUGCAGAAAAUAAAUGUUAGCACUGUUAAAGGAGACACAUUUUUAUUGAAAAACGUGAAAGAUGCAGGUAUAGUUAUGUUUUCCUGCCUUUCAAAUCUGCAAUGCAUGUGUAAAUGUGAAGUAAUACUCGUGGAUGAAACUUUUGAUGCAGCUCCGAAAUUUUUUAUUCAAAUGUUUACUGUCCACGGGUAUUACAAAGAGAAUUACAUACCGUUUGUGUUUUGCUUACUAAAAGACAAACGAAAGGACAGUUAUGCCCAGUCUGAGUGUGAUAAAAGAGGGUUACGAUUUUCUCCCAAAACCAUCGUGUCUGAUUUUGAGAGAGGGAUACAAGAAAGCAUAAGAGCAGGGCCGCCUCGAAAGAAGGAGGAGUUCCUCCUUCUUUCGAGGUGGAGAAAAAUACAACAAUUAGGUCUUAGUAGGCACUACAAAGAGCGAGAUUCUCCGACUGGAAGAUGGUUGCGCUAUUGUUUUGGUCUUGCAUAUUUAAGCCCAGAAGAUGUCGAAGUGCAAAAAACUACAUCGACGAUCGACGUAGAUGAAAACACGCCGUAUCCUCCUUCCACGUGGGCAGCUGACUCUUCUGAUCUGUGGCGGACAACUAAUUCUUUUGAGAGUUUUCACAGCAGGUUUAGUUCAUUUUUUGGAGCAACAAACCCUAACAUCUUUAUUUUUGUCAAAAACCUUAAUUUAAUACAAAGUGAUACCUAUAUUAGAAUAAACACCGCCGAGGCUAGUGGACCUCGAAAAAUAACAAAAAAAGAACUGUUUAUUAACGAAAAAAUUGCCGAGUUUAAAAAUGGAAAAAUAGGAUAUUUUGAUUUUUUAAAUGCAGUGUCAUAUAAAACAAAAACAAUUUAAAGAAAAAU